AUGCUGUCACGCUAUGACCCAGAACAGGACACUAUCAAGCACUAUUCUGUGAACGCCUGCCUGACCCUCGUAGCCUCCGUCCAUGGGUUGGCUGUGACUACCGUGGAGGGCGUGGGCAGCCUCAGGGAAGGCCUCCACCCGGUGCAGGAGAGGUUGACCCGCGCCCAUGGGUCUCAGUGCGGCUUCUGUACCCCUGGCAUGGUCAUGGCAAUGUACGCCCUCUUGAGGAACAGACCGACGCCCGAGUGGCACGAGUUGGAGCAACAUCUUGCCGGGAACUUGUGCCGCUGUACAGGUUACCGGCCGAUCCUCGAAGGCUUCGGGACGCUUUGCAACGAGAGCAACACUGGCUGUGGUCGUGAGAAAUGUUGCAGACUCAGUGCAACGAACGGAGACUGCAAUGGCUUCACGCAAAACGGCUUCAGCAACGGCGAAGCUCAGGGUCGAGAUGAAGCCCGCGGGACUGAAGCCAGUGCAUUGGUUCCUAAGGACGAUUUCACGCCCUACGACCCCAGUCAAGAUAUCAUAUUUCCGCCUGAGUUAAAGCUGAAGAUUCACCUCCACCACCAGCCCUUGAAGUUCCAGGGUCCGAGGGUGACCUACUGGAGGCCGACCUCCUUGCCCCACCUGCUCCGCCUCAAGUGCCACCAUCCUGAGGCCAAGCUUGUAGUGGGCAACACCGAAGUGGGCGUCGAAGUGGGCUUCAAGAACCAGACGUACCCCGUGCUGAUCAACCCCUGCUGGGUGCCUGAGCUCAACGCCGUCAGACCCGUGGCGUCGGGAGUGGAGUUGGGGGCCGCGGUCAGCCUGGCUCGGGUGCAGGAGAUUCUGCAGGAACAGGUGUUGUCGCAGCCAGACUGGAAGACGCGUAACUUUUCUGCAGUCUUGGAGAUCCUUCGGUGGUUUGCAGGACAACAGAUCAGAAAUGUUGCUAGUUUCGGAGGCAACAUAAUGACCAGUUCGCCAAUUAGUGACCUAAACCCCGUUUUAAUGAUGUCGGGAGCAACUCUUACGCUCCUAAGUCAUGAACACGGCGAACGCAGACUAGUUAUGGACCAGAAUUUCUUCACUGGUUACCGAAAGAACAUAGUCAAGCCUUCUGAAGUGCUGAUCAGUGUCCACCUUCCUUACACUCAAGAGGACGAGUACGCACAAGCAUACAAGCAAUCCCGGAGACGUGACGACGACAUUGCCAUAGUGAACGGUGCCAUGAGGGCGAGAUUCGUGCCAGGAACGUGCCAAGUGGAGGACCUGCGGGUGGCGUUCGGUGGCAUGGCGGUUACGACCGUUAUGGCGGUUAAAACGGCCGAGGCGCUCCGAGGCUGCGAGUGGGACGAAGCGCUGCUGGAGAGAGCCCUGGCGCUGCUGCUGGAGGACCUGCCCCUGGACGCCGCCGCCCCCGGGGGGAUGGUGGAGUACCGGCGCACCCUCACCCUCAGCCUGUUCUUCAAAUUCUACCUGAGCGUUCGAAAAUGGCUCGCCGCUCGGGUGCCCACCUUGGUAAUGCCACUCAGACCCGACGAGGAGAGUGCCAUCGAACCCUACCAACGCCCGCCCUUCGCCAGCACGCAGGUCUUCCAACAGGUCGAGAGCAGCGAGAAGACGCAUCAGCCCGUCGGUCGGCCGCUGGUUCACGCCUCCGGUUACAAGCAAGCAACCGGAGAAGCGGUUUACGUGGACGACAUGCCACGGGUCGAGAGGGAGCUCUUCGCCGCCCUGGUCCUGUCCUCGCGCGCCCACGCCAAGAUACUGGGGAUCGAUGAGACGCCGGCGCUGAGGGAGGAGGGCGUGGAAGCCUUCUUCUGCGCCAGAGAUAUCUCCCAGGAAAAGAACCAACUGGGCACAUUCGAACCCGACGAGGAGGUGUUCGCGAGGGAAAAGGUGACGUGUGUUGGCCAGGUGUUAGGCGUCGUGCUGGCUCCCGACCCGGCCACCGCGCGCAGGGCCGCCAGACUCGUGCGCGUCGACUAUCAGGACCUGGAGCCCCCGGUUGUUACUAUUGAGGACGCGAUAAAGCGAGAAUCCUGGUGGGGCCCCUGGAAGAUCGUCAAAGGAGACCUCGACCAUGGAUUCGAAUCCGCCGCCCACAUCUUCGAGGGGGAGAUGCGCAUGGGCGGGCAGGAGCACUUCUACCUGGAACCCAACGCCCACAUCUUCGUGCCCAAGGGCGAGGACGGCGAAAUGGACGUCUUCUCGAGCUCGCAGAUCCCCUCGGCGAUGCAGAAGAUGGUCGCGCGCGUCACCGGAGUCUCGAGCAACCGGGUCGUGGUCCGAGUGAAGCGUGUCGGAGGCGCUUUCGGCGGGAAAGAGUCGCGGACCUUGGGCGUCGCUGCCCCCGCGGCCUUCGCGGCGUCCAGGCUGAGUCGCCCCGUGCGCAUCACCCUCGACCGCCACGAGGACAUGCUGAUCACAGGAGGCCGACACCCUUUCCUGUGCCGAUGGCGGGCGGGCGUCACGGCCAAGGGCGUCUUCACGGCCCUCGACGUCAGGCUCUACUCCAACGGCGGCUGCUCGCAGGACCUGUCUCCUAUCGUCAUGCACAAGGCCAUGAUGUGUGUUGAUAACGCGUACAGGCACAGCAACAUCCGGGUCACAGGGUACGUGUGCAAGACCAACCUGCCCUCCAACACGGCCUUCCGGGGCUUCGGGGCGCCUCAGGCAGCCAUGUUUGCGGAGGACAUCGUCACGACCGUCGCGCGCUCCCUCCAACUGGACCCUUGCCUAGUUCGCGAGAGGAACAUGUACCAGGAAGGCGACAGUACCCACAUCAACCACACGCUGGAACGCUGUACAAUUCGCCGGUGUUGGGAAGAAGUCAUUGCGAAAUCGGAUCUUCACAUUCGGCAACAUCUUGUGCAGAAAUUUAACAAGGAAAACACAUACAAGAAGCGAGGGCUGGCCGUAAUCCCGACCAAGUGUGGCAUUGCCUUCGACCGCGUGCUGAACCAGGCAGGGGCGUUAGUGCAGGUGUACACGGAUGGCUCUGUGCUCCUGACCCACGGCGGUAUCGAGAUGGGACAGGGUCUGCACACGAAGAUCCUGCAGAUCGCCGCUCAGGUCCUCAAAAUCCCCAUUGAGAACAUCCACAUCAUGGACACAGCUACAGACAAGGUUCCCAACACAUCUCCAACAGCUGCUUCGAUCUCCACCGAUAUCAACGGAAUGGCAGUCAUGAACGCGUGCAAGGAGCUGAGGGCGCGUCUGAAACCCUUUAUCAAAAGAAACCCAGCAGGUACGUGGAAGAGCUGGGUGAAGGAGGCCUACGCGGAGCGAGUGUCUCUUUCCGCGACAGGAUUCCAUCGCAUAGAAGAAGUGACUGACUUCGACUUCGAGACGAUGACCGGCCAGCCCUUCCACUACUACUGCAACGGCGCCGCGGCCACGGAGGUGGAGGUGGACUGUCUCACCGGCGGCCACACGAUCCUGAGAACGGAGCUGGUGAUGGACGCGGGGCGGUCGCUGAACCCCGCCGUCGACGUGGGCCAGGUGGAGGGCGCCUUCGUGCAGGGCGUCGGCCUCGUCACGCUCGAGGAGCUGAGCUACUCUCCCGAGGGCGCGCUGCUCGUCAAGGGCCCGGGGGCGUAUAAGAUACCCGGUUUCCAAGAUAUCCCGUGUGAAUUCCACGUGUCUCUGCUGAAGGAUGCGCCUAAUCCUCUUGCAAUAUUCUCUUCGAAGGGCGUCGGCGAACCUCCCCUGCUGCUGGCGACGUCGGUCUUCCAAGCGAUCAAGGACGCCGUAGGAGCCGCCAGAGAGGCCCAGGGACUCGACCGCGCGUUCCGCCUCGACUCUCCCGCCACCGCCGAGCGCAUCAGGAUCGCCUGUCAGGGCCCCUUGCUCCGGAAGAUUCCUCCAGCGGAACUCGGGUCCAAGAAACCGUGGUCAGUAACAGUGUAAAAACCUUAGAAUUGAAUAGUUUGCUUUACUGUCUUUGUUAAGAUUGUAUGUCUUUGCUAGCCUUUUUUCUAGAUUCUUUAUGAAGAAAUUUUAUUUUCCUUUCUUCUCUUCAUUUUUGUUUUCUUUCUUUCUUUCUUUUCCUCUUUUUUCUUUUUUUGUGUGUGUUUUCUGUUUGUGUAUUAUUUACAUUUCUGUUGACACGUGGUUUAAAUAAAAAUAAAGACAUGUUUUGUGUUCCUUUUUUUAAACAAGGAUAGACAUUUUUUUCAAAACUUGCUUCUGAAUGCAUUUGAUUUCUUUAGAAUAUUCUUUGGUGACCUGAUUUGCCUACCUAUUAAUGUAAGUUUUUCUAACUAUCUAUCUUCAAUACCUUCAUAGUCUUAAAAGAAUAUAAAAAAUGCAUAUUAUUUUAUGCUUGAUAAUUGAAAACUGUUUUCUGAAAUAACUCAUUUUAAAAUUCAGGUACAAUAUUAAACUGUACAUGUUUACUUCAUGGUUUAAACUUAGAUUCAGUUUUUCUCUGAUUGUAACUUUACCUCCUUGAGUUGAUGUCAUCAGUAAUUGUAUUUGUCUCAUAUGCUUUCUAAAUAAAAGAGUUUUGUAUGUAA
Molecule: messenger RNA, 4502 nt
Organism: Penaeus chinensis
Lineage: Eukaryota; Metazoa; Arthropoda; Malacostraca; Decapoda; Penaeidae
Product: xanthine dehydrogenase/oxidase-like
Exons: 26
Coding region: 1-3894 (1297 amino acids)
Molecular function (GO): FAD binding; iron ion binding; oxidoreductase activity
Source: RefSeq, a predicted model, not a curated record